AUGACGACUUCUGUGAGUGCUACCCCAGAGCAGCAGAUCCCGGCGACGGACGACUUUAGUCUGCCUGUCUCUUUACUGUCUUCAAUAGAUAAAAGAAGUUCUUCUUUACCCACUGAUGACCUAGUGGAUGAGGUGGAGGAACAGUCGUCGUGGACAACGGCCAUCUUUCGUCGAAGGCAGAGGGUCGCCCCUGACCCUGAUGCAAUUGCGACCAGACGUUCUGUUUUUGAUGAUCCUGACCUUGCGCCACACUAUUGGCCCAAGAAGGAAUACGAGAAUCUCCACAGAUUCGAUCCAACCGCUCGUUGGACGUACAGGGAGGAAAGGGCCCUGGUCCGCAAGUUGGAUUGGAAGAUUAUGCUUAUGGCAACUAUAGGAUUUUCUGCCUUGAACUUGGACAGGAGCAAUAUCAGCCAGGCAAACUCGGACAACUUCAACCUCGGAAAUACCGUGUUCUUGUUGGCAUUCUUAUGCGCAGAGCUACCUUCACAACUUGUCUCGAAGCGAGUUGGCCCCGACCGCUGGAUACCAACGCAAAUCUGCCUCUGGAGUUUCGUGUCUCUGUCACAAUUCUGGCUGACCGGUAGGACCUCGUUCCUGAUCUGCCAGGCGCUUCUUGGCUAUAUCCCUGACCUGAUAUUAUAUCUAUCUUACUUUUACACGAAGACGGAGCUACCCAUGCGUCUUGCUCUGUUCUGGAUGUCUUUGAACUUCGUUGGCAUCGUUGCUAGUUUUUUAGCCUAUGGCACGCUUCACAUGGAUGGUGUGGCUGGCGCUGCUGGAUGGCGGUGGCUGUUCAUGAUUGAGGGACUCAUCACUCUGCUUAUAGGAUUUUCCAGUUUUUUCAACAUGCCUCCAUCGCCCACGCAGACCAAAACAUGGUUCCGGCCAAACGGUUGGUUCACGGAAAGAGAAGAAAUCAUUAUCGUCAACCGGGUACUUCGGGACGAUCCCACUAAGGGUGACAUGCACAACCGCGAGGGCCUUACAUUGCGUCGUCUGUGGACAGCAGUGUGUGAUUAUGACCUUUGGCCAAUUUACAUCCUCGGCCUCAUGUUUGGCAUCCCGAACACUCCCCCUUCGACAUAUCUCACUUUACUACUUACGGACAUCGGAUUCAAUACAUUUGAUACCAAUCUCCUUACGAUACCCUAUCAGGCUGUCGGAAUUGUCACCAUGUUUUUGAUCACGCUUGUCUCAGAGCUCGUCAACGAGCGUUCUAUUGUGUCGAUGAUUGAGGACGUUUGGACGUUACCUUUCCUUGUUGCACUCUAUGCAUUGCCCAGCAGUCCUAAUCCUUGGAUAUUUUUUGCUGUGGUGACUGGUCUGUUGUCAUAUCCUUAUACCCAUGCAAUCCAGGUGGCGUGGUGCUCUCGUAACGCCGGGGCAGUGGCAAGUCGAACAGUCAACGCGUCGUUAUACAACAUGUUCGUGCAAGCCAGCGGAAUCAUAUCCGCACAGAUCUACGUAGCUAGCGAGGCUCCCAGAUACCAACGCGGCAACAUGAUCCUCAUUAUCAUCUGCAUCGUCAACAUCUUUAUUUUGUACCCAGCUUCGAAGGCAUAUUACAUCUGGCGCAACCGACAACGAGCCAAGAUUUGGGAUGCGAUGACGACAGAAGUGAAACAUGUAUACUAUCUGACUACGACCAAGGAUGUUGGGAACAGAAGACUCGAUUUCCGUUUUGCGCAUUGA
Molecule: messenger RNA, 1695 nt
Organism: Suillus subaureus
Lineage: Eukaryota; Fungi; Basidiomycota; Agaricomycetes; Boletales; Suillaceae
Product: allantoate permease
Exons: 18
Coding region: 1-1695 (564 amino acids)
Biological process (GO): transmembrane transport
Cellular component (GO): membrane
Molecular function (GO): transmembrane transporter activity
Source: RefSeq, a predicted model, not a curated record